Akanthomyces muscarius is the source of this 891-nucleotide messenger RNA. RefSeq lists its product as uncharacterized. NCBI's taxonomy places the organism in Eukaryota, Fungi, Ascomycota, Sordariomycetes, Hypocreales, Cordycipitaceae. The record is from RefSeq and is a predicted model, not a curated record. The transcript has 4 exons. Gene Ontology annotation, molecular function: triacylglycerol lipase activity; acylglycerone-phosphate reductase (NADP+) activity. The coding region runs from base 1 to 891 and encodes 296 amino acids. Gene Ontology annotation, biological process: triglyceride catabolic process; phosphatidic acid biosynthetic process. Gene Ontology annotation, cellular component: lipid droplet; endoplasmic reticulum.
AUGGCUUCUGGCAAAAAGACUGUCCUCAUUACUGGCUGCACGCCGGGCGGCAUUGGCCAUGCGCUGGCCCUGAAAUUCCACGAAGCUAACUACCAUGUCAUUGCCACCGCCCGCAGGGCCGAGGUCCUCGAGGAGCUCACAAAGAUGGGCAUGAGCGCCGUCUCGCUCGACGUCACGUCGAGCGCCAGCAUCGAAAAGUGCAAGACGCAAGUCGCCGAAAUCACCGGCGGCACCCUCGACAUUCUCGUCAACAAUGCCGGCCUCCUCUACAUGCUCCCCGCGACCGACAUCGACAUGGACGGCGUCCGCGCCACCUUUGAGACCAACGUCUUUGGCGUCAUGGCCAUGUGCCAGGCCUUUACCCCGCUCCUCAUCCCCGCGCGCGGGCUCAUCCUGCAAAUCUCCUCCAUCUCCGCCGUCGCCGCCGACCUCUACGCCAGCGUCUACUCGGCCACCAAGGGCGCCGUCAACUCGUACUCGCGCAGCCUGCGCCUCGAGCUGCGGCCGUUCAACGUCCGCGUCAUGGUCGCCGUCACGGGCACCGUGAAAUCGCAGAUCGCGACCAAAAUCUCGCAGCACCUGCCAGAGGGCUCGCUGUACCAGCCCGUCAACGACAUGUACAUUAAGCGCCACCAGUUCAGCCAGGAGACGAUCCCGAUGGACACGGACGUCUACGCGGGCAAGAUUGUCGCGCAGGCGGUGAAAGGAGAGGGCUGGAUGGGAGGGUGGUUUGGUAGAUCGCCGGACUGGUACUGGACCGGCGGCAUUGCGCGCCGGACGUGGCUCGGACAGUACUUUCCGACGAGGUGGAUGGAGAACAUGGUGGCGGCGCUGUCGGAGAAUGACGAGAUUACGAAGCGUAUUCACGCGUCGCAGGAAAAGGCUGAUUGA